CACACGAUCGGGCAUUUCGGUUCGGCCGUAAUCUCUCUGCAUUUUCGCGACGUGCUGCGGGUGCCGCCCGUGAUCGUGAUGAUCGUGCGUGAGCGUUCAGUCGCCAAAGAUCGCCCACCGUACGCGGCACUACCCGGAGCACUGGGUGCAUUUUCCGUUCCGUGCAACAGAAAAAAGGCGAAAAACAGUUGCAAAAGAGCCAGUGUGUGCGUGUGAGAGAGCAGAAGCCACAACGACGCAAUACUUAGAGGACAUACUUCUAAGUAGACUGUAAGGGGUUAAUGAUCACACCGUGGCUGACGGUUGGAAAUUUUUCCAAUUCCAAGCCUUAACGCAAGGUUGCUCUGGUGCGACGUUAAGCAUGUGAACUUUGCUGCACACCGAUUCCAAAACGAUCGCCGCACAACUACAAGGUGCAGCAAAAGGCACGAACGAUCGUGUACAGAUGAGGCGCGUAUUGCAAAAAUCCCGUGUCGUAACACUGCCAAAUGACAAAAACGAGCGCAUCUCAGUCGAGCACGGGACGGGCAGGAAUUUCAAUUUCACCUGAUCUGGCACGCGCGCGUGUGUGUGUGUGAGUGUCGGUGUGUGUACGGGAUCCUUCGUGCGAGUGUGUUGGUGAAUGUGAGGAAAAUUGCACGCUUGCGAUCGCUUGAUGAGCCAAUAUAUCUGCAUCGAUACAAAAGGAAGACCAACGACCGUGCAACUGUGCCAAUGUGUGUGUGUGUGGGUGUGAGAGUGCGCGUAUGUGUGCAGGGAUGUGAGAAAUUGUUUUGCGAGCAAGGAAAAACGGAAGGGAAAAGUGUGACCGCAAACAGUGGUGCGCAACAAGUACAGUGAAGCGGGAAGCGCAACAGACGGCGAUGCGUAUCCGUCUUUGCGGGUGGAAUUCGACGUGUGCUGACCCACUUUGCAACGAGUGAAAUUUUCGACAUUUCUUUCAAAAGGGAGAUUCCUUUUUUUGCGCGACAUCACACGCACGCUCAUGAUUGCGCACCCACUGUUUGAGGAAGUCGCAGCUUUCAUUUCAUAGUUUGUAGCGUUACCACAGUCUACGGACAAUUUGUGAAAAUCUCCAAUAGACAUCAUGCCACAUACGCACACACACACACACACACACACACACUCACAGGAUUCAUUAGGUCAGAGCCAAAUCUACGAACACACCGCACACACACACACACACACACAGAAACAGGCUCCAAUACUAUGAUCGUCUGCCAUUCCAAGUGACGUCAUUCGGGAAAUUUAUUGCAAAACCAGUGCGGAGGCUACGCUCCUGUACGACUUGCGAUCUGAUUGGGGGUUUACUCUCCAACCUCCACGAUCGGAAGAAAGUCCGAUUCCUUGUUCUCCAUUAAAAUUAUUUAAUCCUUGGCUGUGUGUCUCUCUUAAAACGCCGUAGGGUCUCGGCUUUAUUACUAAGGCCGAACGGUGUUAUAGCUCGGCCUUCAACAGGCGAACGGACACGGACAACCCUCAAACGUGCCGUUCUAGCUCGGUUGGCUCAGUGGCCUCCAAUAAAACUGUCGUCUUGACCUUUUUGUUUAACAUCUUCAUCCAACAACGGUACCAGUUCGGGGCCGAUCGCUGGGUGGUUUUUGAGUUUACACUUCUAAAUUAAACUACGUACACACACACACGGCGUUUCGCUCGAUCCAGUCGAUCGUGUCACGCCGCACACACGCACACUUGUCCGCUGCCUUCGUCUUCCCACGGGUUCACGGAUUGUUGACAAAACCGGUGAAAGACCAUACGCCUCCAUCUGUAAAGCACGUGCAGGCAGGGGGCUGUGUGUGUGCGUGUGUAUGUGUGAAUGUAUCUGUUUCCUGGCAUAUAUUCUUCAACGAAUCACUGUUUGAAGAGAAGUUAUUCUUAGACAAACUUUAAAAAAUAAACCUCCACCUCAUGUUACGCAUUAUUACACGUCCACACCAACUCAAUUUACGCCACUUUGUCUAGCAAGAAGCAUACGACAACACCCAAAAACCGCGUAAAAAAUAGUUAAUCACUCGUAUACUAUAUUCAUCGCCCAAUUAAGAUACGCCAGAUACAUCUCCAAGGGUGCAGAUUCGCAUCAAUAAACAUCCAAUGUCAUGGACGGUGCGGAUUACGAUGCUUACCUGAUAACCUUAGCUGCGUUAAAAUGCGAAGUACUUGUUUUAUUUUGAAUAAUUGAUGCAACGCGAAAAGGAGUGGCUAUUGUCCGUAGUUGGCUAAUAAGAUCAUCCUACGCAAUAUCGUCGUUCCUUUGUUGAGAUGAUCACUGGCGUUAGGUUUGCUUUGGAAGGGUUCUAGCGGAGCAAAUCAGUUCAGUGGCAGCGUUUUAUACGAAUCACACGUUUCGAGUGGAUUAGAAUUUGGGCUACUGGUUUGUUCAAAUUAUUCAUUCGAUUCGAUUAUUCAAGAAUCAACAUAAAGCCUGUGUCCGGUGAAAAAUAGCACGCUACCUAAACAGUGACGCCUCAAACGAUCGGUCGUGAAUCAGAACGUUUAGUGAACAAUAGUUUCUGUACAGUGCAAAACAGACCUCGGCAAGCGUUGACUCAAUUUCACGUGACCAUCACCGACUCGGCGUUCCCGGUUCGGCGUUCCCUUAGCGCAUAAUGCCGGUCAACAGUCGUCCACCCUGGCUAAAGGAUCGUCUGGAGACGGUGAACAAAAGUGUGCCUCCGGCAUGGACUCGCAAGGCUAGUGUCACACCUGCCACAGACACAAAGGAAUCCUCACCGUCGAACAAAUCGAAUGCAAGCGAAGCUGCGCCAACUGCCAGCACCAAGCCAACAGCACCGGCGUCCACCACCGGUGUAAAGAAGACUGUCGUUAGCACUCCCGUCAAAGAAAAUGGUGAAACGGGUGCGAAAGCAACCACGACGGCCAAGCUACAGUCAAAGGAAAUUAAAGUUCCGGUUGUCGUUGCGCAGAAAAAGCCAGCCAAUCCGCUCCUGACCAAACCCGAACCGACGGUGGGACUUAAAAACACGACGCCCGUCAUGACGGUCCAUCGGGAGGUGGCUAAACCGAAGCCAAAACCCGCUGCCAAGCCACCAACCCCCGAACCGUCCGACGAUGAGGAGGAGGAAGAGGAAGAAGAAGAGGAAGAGGAGGAAGAGGAGGAGGAGGAGGAGGAGGGCAGCACCGAGUACGAAACGGAAACCGAAUCCGAGGAGGAGCCACCCGCGAAACCGGUGUUGAAAAAGCCCGAACCAGUAAAGCGGCAAGAGGCUGACACCUCAUCGAAGCUGCCCGCUGUGCAACUGCGCAAAGUUACGCCAACGAAAAGCCCCGAAAAGUCCGACACCGACAGCAAAUCGUCCUCGAAGUCGAUGUCGGAGAAGUCAUCUUCGCCGGAACCGAAACCAUUCAUUAGGCCACCGCUUAAGAAGGUGGUACGGCCGCCACAGGAUACGCCACCGAAGGAACGUUCCGUUUCGCCCGAACCGGCCAAGAACUUCCGCGUGCAGCUGCGAAAGGUACCGUCCAAUCUGAAAGCGCCCCGAGUGAAGGAAAAGCUGCCGGAGGUACAGCUGAAGAAGGUGGAGAAACCGUUGCUGGAGGACAUACCGAAGAAGGAGGAAGCCUACCCGCAUAAGCCUUCGAUGCUGAAAUCGGAAAGCAGUAAAAGAAUUCCUCCACCACCACCAAUGCCAAAGUCGAUUAUACCUCCACCGCCUCCGCCGCCGCCAAGCUUGAAGCCACCACCGGACUUCGAGAAGAAAGAAAUAUCCGACAAGCAGAAGGAAGUGCUCGAUAAGCUGAAACGUCGUCCACGUCGACGUCCGGACUGGUCGGACAUGAUGAAGGAGGUUGAGAAGGGCAGGAAACUGAAACACGUUGAGUGUAAUGACAGAUCGCAUCCGAUCAUAAACUCCAAAUCGAUCACUAAGGUAAAGGAUCAGUUCAUCUUUGAGACGGAGAAGGCUACGGCACACAAUCAGCUGCUGAAGCAAAUUCAGGGCGGUGUGCAGCUUAAGCCGACCAAAUGUAACGAUCGCAGCAAACCGAUCCUGGAAGGUUUGCGCAAGUUCCGGCGUCAGAUGACGCUCGAGGAGCAGUUGGCCAAGUCGGAAUCGCGCGCUAACUUGGAAGCACCGCCGGCCGAAGAGGAAGAGCUAGACGAGCUGGACGAUAUCGACAAGGUACGGGAUGAUCUGCAAAGCACCAAGCAGAUGCUUGCCCACGAGCUUCGUAACAACGAGGCACUGGAGCGGGAAAACAAGCGGCUACAGGCGCGGGUACAGAACCUCGAAGCUGAGCUUUCCCGCGAACGGUGGAAUCCGCUGAGUGGAGAGGAACGAACCACCGUCACUGGACCACAGUCCGAUCUAAUACAGUCCCUCAAGGAUGAAGCGCUGGAAGCGCAGAAACAAUCGAAACAGCUGGAAGAUAAAUACCAAACGGUGGCCAAGGAGCUCGAUACGGCAUACAAGCAGGUGGACGAGCAGAAGCGAAAGAUUGCCGAGCUUGAAAGGAAACUCCAGUGCUUAACGGACGAUGACUACUACUUGAACGAGCAUCAGGGCAUUACGGACGAUCGCAAAGCCACGGAGUCGGCCCAGAAAGAAAGCUCGCCCGAGCUGCAACCCGAGGAAGAGGAAGAGGAGGAGGAAGAGGAGGACGAGGAAAAGAAGGCCGAAAAGAUGGCCAAACGGUUGAACCGGGAGGUUAACAUGCUGCAGGCUCGGCUAACGAGACUGAAGGAAAAGCAGGAGGAGAAGCACGCCGAACGUCAGGCCCUGAAAUACGCCAUGAAAACCAACCAGUAUGCCCUCAAAGCUGAGAGGAAAAAGUAUAAAAAGCUCCAGAAGGAGGUGGAAAAGAUGGCCGCCAUGAUGAAGCUGGACGAUGAUGACGAUGACACCGCGGAGGCCAAGGAACCACCGCCAGAGGAACCGGAAGACGAGCAGGAGGAAGAAGAGGAGGAGGAGGAGAGUGAAUCGGAAGAAUCGGAAUCGGAAAGUGAAAAUGAGAGUGAAAAUGAGGCAGAAGAUGCUCCGGAUGACAAAAAGAAAGUCAAUCUGGAACCCAGAGUCAAACGGCACGAGGCACGCCUGGCCUCGCUAAAGAAGGGUAACUAUUUGCUGCAGGCCAACGUCGACCGUAUUAAGGACGAGAUCAGCAAGGUGCGUGAGGAGUGUUGUACACUGCAAACGGAUCUGGACAACGUCAUAGCGGACUUGGGCUGAUACUGCUCCGUAGCAGUAUCUGUAGAUUAUCUUUACCGACAUAGUAAAAUGGGAUGGACCGAGGAAGCUCCCAAGAGCUGCAGGCGCUGUAAGUUGUGUGUGUGUGUGUGCGAAUGUGGAAUUGUUCCCUAGGCGUACAAUGCAAGCAACUCGGGAGAAAACGGAACAAUGUAUAUUUGCAGGACGUUCUUUUCCACCGCCGUUCCAGCACCUUGUGGCAGUACUUUAUACUCAUAUGAACAAACAAACUAAAUGCAAAAAAGCUAUCGCUUCAGAAAACAUUGUCCGCAUCAAUGCAGCAAGCACGCAGCAGCAGACAGAGCAGCAACGGCAGAGUGGCACGUAAUUACAAGUAUUUUUGUACAUCGUUACUUUUGUAUACACGUAUAAUAAACUUACCUUUAUGUACGAGAGCUA
Messenger RNA from Anopheles stephensi (Asian malaria mosquito), 5603 nucleotides. RefSeq names its product trichohyalin (gene sals). The transcript has 9 exons. The record is from RefSeq and is a predicted model, not a curated record. Gene Ontology annotation, molecular function: actin binding. Lineage: Eukaryota; Metazoa; Arthropoda; Insecta; Diptera; Culicidae. Bases 2607 to 5186 code for a protein of 859 amino acids.